Messenger RNA from Halteromyces radiatus, 543 nucleotides. RefSeq lists its product as uncharacterized. NCBI's taxonomy places the organism in Eukaryota, Fungi, Mucoromycota, Mucoromycetes, Mucorales, Cunninghamellaceae. The record is from RefSeq and is a predicted model, not a curated record. The transcript is spliced from 3 exons. Bases 1 to 543 code for a protein of 180 amino acids.
AUGGAACGCCAGUACCGAAGCGUCGACGAAUCUUCAGUUGAGAGCAUCGCCUCCGGAUCUCAAUCAGUGGCCUAUACACUACCACCACCAACACCGACGAUUACAACUGAAGGGCCUGGAAGUCUGAUGGUAGAUAGAAGGGGCAAAGGAUUCAGAAGGUUACUUCGUCACUAUAGUCUACCGGUGUACCUUAUCGACGAGUAUAAAACAAGCAGCUUCUCCCCAUCAUGCGACACGAAUAAUGUCCAAACGUUCAGGGAUGUACCCAACCCACGACCCUAUCGCCGCGAAGAACGACCCACUGUCCGAUGCCAUGGACUUCUAAGAUGUACCAGUCAAAAUUGUAUGGAAGAAAAUGGCGGACGAAGUAAAUUAUGGAAUGGAGAUCUACUUGGCUGUCUCAAUAUGCGUCACAUUUUACUUGGUCUUCGUGCUGAUGGUCAAAUUCCUGAACGAUUCAGACGUCCUUCUGUUGCUCCUCGUGCUGCUCCUGAUGAACCACCAAUACAAGAAGGAAGAAGAACCCUACGCCGUCUCCAAUGA